Molecule: messenger RNA, 2362 nt
Organism: Plectropomus leopardus (leopard coralgrouper)
Lineage: Eukaryota; Metazoa; Chordata; Actinopteri; Perciformes; Serranidae
Gene: prpf38b
Product: pre-mRNA processing factor 38B
Source: RefSeq, a predicted model, not a curated record
UAACAUUACAGUUCCGGUUCCACCUCGCAACCGCAUCUUAGCUACAACGACGGCGGGAAGUUGCUAUCAUCAAUUUAACCACCGAACAGCGACAACUAAACGGAAGAAAUUGUAAAAGAUCGACAUUUCACUACUUUAUAUUGAUGGAUCUGUAAUCGGAAAUACGCUAACUGUUCUCUAAGCUUAGCGGCGUGGGAUUCAGCCAACAUGGCUAACGUCGGCAACCAGCUACCAACACAGGCCGUUAGCAAGCCUGCACCAGGAAAACAUGGAAAUGUAUUGCCCCUGUGGGGCAACGAAAAGACUAUGAACCUCAACCCAAUGAUUCUUACAAAUGUGCUGUCUUCGCCGUAUUUUAAAGUUCAGCUUUAUGAACUAAAGACCUAUCAUGAAGUUGUGGACGAAAUCUACUUCAAGGUGACUCACGCAGAGCCUUGGGAAAAGGGAAGCAGAAAGACCGCAGGCCAGACAGGAAUGUGCGGAGGGGUGCGUGGAGUUGGGACUGGUGGUAUUGUGUCCACUGCUUUCUGUCUUCUAUACAAACUGUUCACUCUCAAGCUGACUCGCAAACAGCUGAUGGGUCUGAUCACUCACACAGACUCUCCAUACAUCAGAGCACUUGGCUUCAUGUACAUAAGAUAUACUCAGCCCCCAGCCGAUUUGAUAGAUUGGUACGACGGCUUCCUGGAUGAUGAGGAGGAGCUCGACGUGAAGGCAGGAGGGGGCUGUGUGAUGACCAUCGGAGAGAUGCUGCGUUCCUUCUUGACCAAACUGGAGUGGUUCUCCACUCUGUUCCCCCGUAUCCCAGUGCCUGUGCAGAAGAUCAUUGACCAGCAGAUGAAGGCUAGGCCUCGUAAGGUUGCUCUGAAGGAGACGCAGGAGGAGGAGGUUGCAGUGGCAGAGGCAGGGAGGCAAGGGGACCGACGCCGCUCCAGGACACCCAGGCGGACACCGAGCCCCCGAAGGUCGCCUAAACGGUCAAGGAGCAGGAGCCACCACCGUGAGAAAGAACGCCACGGCCCCAGUUUUGACCGAGAGCUGGAGAGGGAGCGUGACCGCCAGAGGAAGGAGAGGGAGGGCAGGGACCGCGACCGAGAUAGGGACAGAGGGGACCGAGGGGACAGGGAGAGACGGCGGUCGCGCAGUGUAGACAGGAACCAAGACCGACGAGAACGUAGGAGAAGUCGCAGCGGAAGCCGGGACCGAAGGAACGAACGCAGAGACAAAGAAAGAGACGGCGGCGAUGACAGGAGCAGGAGGAAGGACAGGGAACACCAUAAAGAUAGAGGCGCUGAGAGGGAGAGGUCCAAGGAUAAAAAGAGCAGAGGCGAGACCGAUGACAGGAGGCAUAAAGACGACAGGGACAGGCACCGAGAUGAGAGGAAGGCCAAAAGGUCGAGCCGGAGUCGAAGCAGGGAGAGGAAGCACAAAAGCGGGGGAGAGGAGAAGAGCAGGAAAAGAGAGCGCAGCCACAGCAGAGAGAGAGACAGGGACAGAGACGGAGAACAGCGUUCUCACAAACGUAGCGGUAGCAAAGAGAGGAGCCAUCAUCAGCGAGAGUCCAGUAAUGACCAUAGUAGACACAGUGAACGCAGAAGGAGUCAGAGCACUGAGUAAAUGUCGCCUCCCAGCAAUAUUACUUCUUUUACUCCUGUGUUUUCCUUUUUUUUUUUUUUUACACAGUUGUCGGCUCUGUCACGUGUGCUAAAGAGAAGGAAUGUGAGCACAUUGGACAUCUGGAGUUGUUGUCUUUGGCCAUUGUAAUGUUGCUUUCCAUUUUAUGUUUUUCUGCCUUUUUCACUUCCCCCAUUAGACAAUUGUUAGUCUUCACUUGAAAUUUGAAAAGUGGAAAAAAAUGGCAUUUUAAUUUUCUAUGGUGCGUUCGUCCUCUCCCUCCAGCAAGACGUGGGUUUGUACGUGCAGCUCUGGAGGCUGUCUACACACGAUGAAUGGUCCGAGAUGCUUUACUUGCUGAGUCGGUGCCGAAAGCUUGGCUCAACAUUGUCAUCUUAUAAUUUAUGUAAUUUAUAAAGAAUAAUAGUUAUUUUCAGGCAGCACAAAAGCCAAAACAUGCAUUUUAAAAUUCGACUAAUAUUACAUAUUACGUAUAUGUCUGGCAGUUUUUCAUGUUUAAGCUUCUUGGUGUGCUGCGUUCAGCAGCAGCGAUGUGGAUCAUCAGUGGCUCAGCACAAAGCAGCUCUCUCCAUGGUCGUGCGUAGACAGCCUGAGAAUGUUUUCAUCCUCUCAAGGGCCGUCUGCAAAGGGUAAUUUUUUACCGCACACACUGAGCCCUGCCUGUGCUGUGUUUGAAUUAUUGCUCUGUUGCAUUUUGUUUUCUAAUAAAACACUUUUACAAACAGUA